AUGAAGACAUUAUCUUUCUUGGCUUUAUUAUCUUUCAUCAGCGUAGCAAUUAGCUCGCCUCUUCCAAGUCCAUAUGAUAUUUUGCAACAUCAAUCAAACGAUGAUCCGGUAGGAACAAGUACAGUGUUACAUCAUAUGGUCAAUGCAGAAGAUCGUGUAUUGCACAUCGUUCAUCCUGAUGGUACAACUCAUUCAAUGACUCUAUUGCCAACAUCUGCAAUUCAUCCUUCUGGCACGACUACUCCUCCUCACGUUGCUACCGUACACUACAAUGCCGCACCUACUCAACAACAACAUGAACUCACUCCUUAUACUUCUCAUCCUGCUUUUGCACCUGGUACACAAGCCAACAACAAUUCAACACCUGAACCUGCUUCUAGCUUAGAACAACACAAAGCUCUUGGUGGUCCAUUGACACCUUCUGCUUCUUUGGCUUCCCACAAUGCCACCAUGACACAUGAAGGAGCUGCACCAGCAGAAAAGGGUGAAGCCGAAAAGAAGCCCGAAAGUGAAGAAAAGAAGCCCGAACCUUCUGCUGAAAAAAAGCCUGAAGAAGAAAAGAAGGGCGAAGAGAAGAAACCUGAAGAAGCAAAGAAGCCCGAAGAGAAGAAACCUGAAGAAGCAAAGAAGCCCGAAGAGAAGAAGCCUGAGGAAGAAAAGAAAGGUGAAGAAAAGAAGCCUGGAGAAGAAAAAAAGCCUGACGAAAAGAAACCCGAAGAUGAUCAUCCAAACGGUUCUUUUGCUAAACGUGAUACGAUCUUUAUGCCAGUCUUAUCUUUGUUCGGUGCCGCAGUCAGCGCUCUGUUCAUUCUUUGA
Meira miltonrushii is the source of this 816-nucleotide messenger RNA. RefSeq lists its product as uncharacterized. The transcript has a single exon. The record is from RefSeq and is a predicted model, not a curated record. The coding region runs from base 1 to 816 and encodes 271 amino acids. Lineage: Eukaryota; Fungi; Basidiomycota; Exobasidiomycetes; Exobasidiales; Brachybasidiaceae.